Molecule: messenger RNA, 306 nt
Organism: Colletotrichum navitas
Lineage: Eukaryota; Fungi; Ascomycota; Sordariomycetes; Glomerellales; Glomerellaceae
Exons: 2
Coding region: 1-306 (101 amino acids)
Source: RefSeq, a predicted model, not a curated record
AUGCUCACCGUCAACGAGCCACUCGUAUUCAACGAAUAUGUCUACAAGCUUGAUCCCGAUCAGACUUUGGCAAUGAUCAAGGCCGCAGUCACUCGACCCAACAAGCGCAAGGCUAAUGCCAUUGAUGCGAAGAGUCAGUUGGCGUGGAAUGGGGAUCCGUACCUUCGUCAGUUCGGUGCCGUCUUCGAUGAUCAGAUAGCUCGGACCCAGAGUUCCCUGCUCGAACCUCCCAAGAUCCAGUUAGCAAACAACGUCACGAGCCCCAUGUUAGCUGGCUGUUGGGACUUGCACUGCAAGAAGUUCUAG